Messenger RNA from Sphaeroforma arctica JP610, 265 nucleotides. RefSeq lists its product as hypothetical. The transcript is spliced from 2 exons. Gene Ontology annotation, molecular function: phosphatidylinositol binding. The annotation marks the transcript as partial. The record is from RefSeq and is a predicted model, not a curated record. Lineage: Eukaryota; Ichthyosporea; Ichthyophonida.
ACAUCACGGUGAGUAAGAAUCUGGCCGCCGUGUACACGUAUUCGUCGUCAAAGGGUCUGUUUGCGGGUGCGUCACUGGAGGGCACCAAAAUGAUUACUCGCGACAAAGCCAAUCAGAAGUACUACGGCGACAGCAAGGACACACUAGAGAUUCUGAUGAAACAAGAACCACCACACAGCGACUUCCGAUCACUCUACGCCAUACUCAACAAAAUGAAAGAGUCUGGUAGCAAGAAGAACCACACGCAAGACACAGACAACAAAGC